This is a messenger RNA of Closterium sp. NIES-65, 1092 nucleotides long. The record is from the annotation of a GenBank genome assembly. NCBI's taxonomy places the organism in Eukaryota, Viridiplantae, Streptophyta, Zygnematophyceae, Desmidiales, Closteriaceae.
AUGCAGACGAUAUACUCUCGGAUCACCAUUCUAGAGUUCGCGGAGAAUCAGGCGGAAAAUGCGUCGGAGGGGAGGGCGCAGGGGGAGGAGGUGGGAGGUGGGGGAGGGAAGGACGACGCAGACGAUCCUUCAUUGGUGCUAGCCGGAUCGCGGGUCAUGCUAUUGGACGACUCGAACAACGUGUCGAGUCUUUACAACAAGAGAACCAUCUGGACGCGAUCCUACUGGGACAACCUGGCGUCGCUGGCCCCGUUAUUGUCACACGAGCUCGACUCUGGCGAGAACGCGCCCUUACCCGGGCCAGUGGCGUUGCUGGGGCUGGCAGGGGGCUCCGUGGCUCGCAUUAUCAGAACACAGUGGCCGGAGGUUGGCGUGCAGGCGUGGGAGAUUGACCUAGUGGUGGUGGAUCUUGCUCGUCGCUUCUUCUCCCUCACCUCUUUGGAGAAACCCUCAACUCAAGGGGGCUACCUGCAUGUGACUGUAGGCAAUGCUCUUGUAGCGGUUCCUGUCCCUUUACAGGGCACCAGUUCCUCUACUGAAGGCGUCACUGUUGACGCUACUACAGUUAGCACUGUAGAUGAUGCUACAGCAGGUGGUGCUACAGCUGGACAGCAGCGGUUCAGUGGCAUCAUAGUGGAUCUCUUCUCAGGUGGUGCCGCCCUCCCUCAGCUAGAAGACGAAGCCACCUGGCGGCACCUGAAGAACCACCUGAGCCCUGAAGGAAGGGUGCUGAUCAACUGUGGGGGGCCUAGCAACAGCUUCGGCGAAUACUUGAAGAGCUUCGAGCAAAUCCAGUCUGCCGAACUAGAAGUAACGGAGGGAGAUCGAACGGCAGCAAUAGCAGCAGCAGCCAGGAGUGAUCCUGGUAUGAGGCGAUGUGCCGAGGUGAUCGAGGCAAUGCGGAAAAUUUUUGACGGGCAGGUGCUGCUUUACUGCACUACUGGGUCGGAUCGAAACAUUUUCGCACUGACUGGUCCGCACCCCGAUUUUGAUGCCUGGGAGGAGAAGCUGCCCGAGCAGAUCAAGGCGGCAGCUAGAGGCUGGAGCUCAAAUGAAGAUGUGUACAGUUUAUUUGCCUCAAAACUAGUUUAG